Molecule: messenger RNA, 819 nt
Organism: Cucumis sativus (cucumber)
Lineage: Eukaryota; Viridiplantae; Streptophyta; Magnoliopsida; Cucurbitales; Cucurbitaceae
Product: polyphenol oxidase II, chloroplastic
Exons: 1
Coding region: 1-819 (272 amino acids)
Molecular function (GO): catechol oxidase activity
Source: RefSeq, a predicted model, not a curated record
AUGGCUUCUCUAUCUUCUCUUCUAUCAGUCUCCCCAUAUUCUGGAUGCAAAAUUCAGUCAUCCAUUAUUCCUUUAAACAAAAGACAUGGUGUUAAUAACUAUGUCUCAUGCAAAGCCUCUAAUCAUAUAGAAGAUUCUGUAAACAAAUUUGAUCGUAGAGAUGUGUUGUUUGGACUUGGAGGUCUUUAUGGCGUCGCCACUCUCAGUGGCAAUGACAUUGGAUUGGCAGCUGAUUGGUCAUUGUCGCCGGACGUCCAUAACUGUAAACCAUCGAAACCCUCCGCUGGCAAGAAGAUGGACUGUUGCCCACCAAAGAUCAAUAAAAUCAUCGAAUUCACCCCACCGGUUGUUCCAACACUCCGUGUUCGACCCGCCGUCCAUUUGAUGACCCCCGACCAAAUCGCGGAUUUGGAAAAAGGCAUUCAAAUGAUGAAAAACCUCCCCGAAGACGACCCUUGUAGCUUUGCGCAUCAAGCUAAAGUUCAUUGUGCCUAUUGCAACGAUGCCUACAAACAAAUUGAAAUGUCUCCCCACAAUAACAUUCACAAUUGGGUUGGAGAUCCAGAGGCUACAAUUCAAGGAGAAAACAUGGGACAUUUUCAUUCGGCAGGAAAAGAUCCGGUGUUUUAUGCUCACCAUACCAAUGUGGAUCGCAUGUGGAAUAUUUGGCAGAAAAUGAAGGAUCAACCAAGAGAUCACACCGACCCAGAUUGGUUGAAUUCCUCGUUUGUGCUUUACGAUGAGAAUCGAAAGGCUGUGCGUAUCAAAGUUUCUCAGUGUUUGGACAGUAAAAUCCUUGAUAUGUUUACCAAGACGUAA